AUGCGGAGGCUACUGCAAUCGUGUUGUUGCUGGAUCUUGUCUUUGAUUUUGUCAGCCUUUGUGCUCUUUUGGGCCGACUGUCACCCGGCUUUGGCAGGUGGUGAUCUGGGCUCUUUGCAUGCGGAGUACCAUGAGCAGCCAUCCAGCAGCAGACAACGCAGGGCUGCAGAGGAGUCCUACUGGGCCUACUCAGGGACGUAUGGCCCGGAGAAUGGCUGGGCGUCGGCCUAUCCGGAAUGCCAAGAGAGGAACCAAUCACCAAUCAACAUAGCCGAUCAGGACACUAAGGUCUCCAUGGAGUAUCAGGAGCUCACUCUUGAUGGCUUUGACAUGCUCUCCUCAAAUAAGACCUCAAUGAAAAACACAGGCAAAACAGUGGCCAUUCUGCUGAAGGACGACUACUUCGUGAGAGGGGCGGGCCUGCCCGGUCGUUUUAAGGCGGAGAAGGUAGAGUUCCACUGGGGUCAGAAUAACGGUUCUGAAGGGUCUGAGCACAGCAUCAACGGUCGGAGAUUCCCUGUGGAGAUGCAAAUCUACAUGUAUAACUCGGAUGAUUUUGACAGUCUUAAUGCUGCUCUUCGAGAAAGGCGGGUCAUCGCUGCCAUGGCAGUGUUCUUUCAGGUGGGGCUUAAGGACAAUCCAGCAUUGGACCCCAUCAUCCAUGGUCUUAGAGGUGUAGUUCAUCAUGAGAAAGAAACUUUUUUGGAACCAUUCAUCCUGAGAGACCUACUGCCGUCCUCUAUAGGAAGUUACUACCGCUACAUCGGGUCCCUUACUACUCCACCGUGCAGCAAAGUGGUGGAGUGGAUCGUCUUCAGUCGCCCAGUGUUUCUGUCCUACAAACAGCUGGAGGCUUUCUACUCCAUCUUCACCACAGAACAGCAGGACCAUGUCAAAUCCGUGGAAUACCUGAGGAACAACUUCCGACCGAUCCAGAGCCUGGACAACCGCGAGGUCUUCAAAUCCGCUGUCAAAGACGCUUGGCUUCCUGACCUGACUGACAGCCUGGGGAACCCAUACGGAACAGAGGCUUCCAAGGUGUGUAGCAGCGCUCCUAUGAAGAUGAAAGUCCAACCUCUGAAUAAGACGGCUCUGGUGGUCCGCUGGACAAGGCCCGAAUUCACCUACCACCCGCCAAUCAUCAGUUUUCUGAUCUCCUACAGUUGGACCAAGAAUGAUGAAUCUUUUGAAGAGACCUAUGUCAAAGACAGUGACCAGAAACUGGAGGCUGUUAUCACUCCUGUGUCACCGGAUGUCCUGUAUCUUUUCCGAGUCCAGGCAGUGUGUAUGAAUGACAUGCGUAGUGAUUUCAGUCCAAGCAUGCUUUUCAGAGCAAACACUACCAGAGUAUUUGAGGGAACGAGAAUAGUGAAAGCUGGAAUGCCCACUGUAUCCCCAGCCUCCUCAGCAGAUAUGGCUCCCAUCAGCUCCGGCUCCUCCACCUGGACCUCCUCUGGUCUUCCCUUCUCCUUCGUCUCUAUGGCGACCGGCAUCGGACCUUCCUCCAGCGGUAGCCAGGCGACGGUGGCAUCAGUGGUGACUAGCACUCUCCUGGCCGGGCUGGGAUUUAGCGGAGGGGUCAUCUCCUCUUUCCCCAGUUCUGUGUGGCCCACAAGGCCUCUGUCCUCAGCACCAACCACUGCCUCCAACCACCAGGCCGCCAAAACCGUGCCUCCCACCACCGAACCAGCAGCUUCAUCCGUCUCGGACGCGGACACAACCUCCACCACCACAGACAACGAGGGAGCCGAAGACAGAGGAGAGAAAAGCAGCAAGGGUGAGGGAGAUGAAGGAGAACGGGAGGAAGAUAAGGAGGAAGACGAGGAUGAAGACAAAGACACCGAGAACAAAGAGAAAACGAGGGACGGGGUGGACAUCCAGGUAGACGGCUCCGUGGCCAAAGAGCCGCCCACAGCCACACCAGACUCUACUGCCAAAGAGAAAGGAGGGAGGAGAGGACAGGCCGAGAGAAACACCACGCCCUCUAGUGUCACGGAAGACCAUUUGGAGAAACGCACAGAGAGCGGAGAAACAGUGCCCGCUACCAGCGAGUCUGGGAAUGAAAACGUGUGGCUCCAACCUCCAGACAAUCCAUCUCAGACGAGCAAACCCAUGGGUCGACAGUGGCCCUUCUCCAUCCACACAGAGAAGACAAUAGUGUAUCCUGUGAAUCCUGUGCAUAGCCCAGGCAGAAUGGAGUGGAUCAUUCCUCUGGUGGUGGUGUCUGCUCUCACUUUCUUCUGUCUCAUCCUGCUGCUCGCCGUGCUUGUUUACUGGAGGAGGUGCUUCCAGACAGCUCAUUUUUAUGUGGAGGACAGCAGCUCCCCCAGGGUGGUGCCCAAUGAGAGUAUUCCGGUCAUCCCUAUCCCAGAUGACAUGGAGGCUAUUCCCGUCAAACAGUUCAUCAAACACGUCUCUGAGCUCUACUCGAACAACCAGCAUGGCUUCUCUGAGGAGUUUGAGGAAGUGCAGCGGUGCACAGCAGAUAUGAAGAUCACGUCAGAACACUCCAAUCACCCUGACAACAAACACAAGAACAGAUACAUCAACAUUGUGGCCUAUGACCACAGUCGCGUAAAACUACGACCUUUGGCGGGCAAAGACUCCAAACACAGUGACUACAUCAACGCUAACUAUGUGGACGGUUAUAAUAAACCCAAGGCCUACAUUGCGGCUCAGGGCCCUCUGAAGUCCACGUUUGAGGACUUUUGGAGGAUGGUUUGGGAACAGAACACUGGGAUCAUUAUUAUGAUCACUAACCUGGUGGAGAAAGGAAGAAGAAAAUGCGACCAGUAUUGGCCCACGGAAAACAGCGAGGAGUACGGCAACGUCGUGGUGACGCUGAAGAGCACGAAAGUACACGCCUGCUACACGCUUCGCCGCUUCACAAUACGCAACACAAAAGUUAAAAAGGGUCAAAAGGGCAAUCCCAAAGGUCGUCAGAGCGAGCGGACUGUGAUCCAGUACCAUUACACACAGUGGCCGGACAUGGGGGUGCCCGAGUAUGCCCUGCCCGUGCUCACGUUUGUCAGGAGGUCUUCAGCUGCCCAGCAGCCAGAUAUGGGCCCAAUGCUUGUCCAUUGCAGUGCUGGUGUGGGCAGAACAGGGACGUACAUAGUCAUAGACAGCAUGCUGCAGCAAAUCAAGGACAAAGGCACGGUCAAUGUACUGGGUUUCCUCAAACACAUCCGCACACAGCGUAACUACCUAGUCCAAACAGAGGAGCAGUACAUCUUCAUUCAUGACGCCUUGAUGGAGGCCAUUCUUGGCAAGGAGACAGAAGUCUUGGCCAGCCAGCUCCACAGCUAUGUCAACAGCAUCCUCACUCCCGGCCCCGGGGGCAAAACUCGCCUAGAAAAGCAGUUCAAGUUAGUGACACAGUGCAAUGCUAGAUUUGUGGAAUGUUUCAGUGCACAGAAAGACUGCAACAAGGAAAAGAAUCGCAACUCUUCUGUGGUUCCCUCGGAGAGAGCUCGUGUUGGUUUGGCACCUCUACCUGGAAUGAAAGGCACUGAUUAUAUUAAUGCAUCUUACAUAAUGGGCUAUUACCGUAGUAACGAGUUCAUCAUUACCCAGCAUCCCUUACCUCACACCACCAAGGACUUUUGGAGGAUGAUCUGGGACCACAAUGCUCAAAUCAUCGUCAUGUUGCCUGACAACCAGGGCCUGGCUGAGGAUGAAUUUGUGUACUGGCCCAGUCGAGAGGAAGCCAUGAACUGUGAGGCCUUUACUGUCACCCUGAUAAGCAAAGACAGACUAUGCCUUUCCAAUGAGGAACAGAUCAUUAUCCAUGACUUCAUCCUGGAAGCCACACAGGAUGACUAUGUGCUUGAAGUGCGUCAUUUUCAGUGCCCUAAGUGGCCCAACCCUGAUGCUCCCAUAAGCAGCACCUUUGAGCUCAUCAAUGUCAUCAAAGAAGAGGCUAUGACCAGAGAUGGUCCCACCAUAGUGCAUGACGAGUUUGGAGCAGUGUCUGCUGGGAUGUUCUGUGCUCUCACUACCCUGUCCCAGCAGCUGGAGAACGAGAAUGCCGUAGGUGUCUAUCAGGUGGCCAAGAUGAUCAACCUCAUGAGGCCCGGCGUCUUCACCGACAUCGAGCAGUACCAGUACCUUUAUAAAGCUAUGCUCUGUCUGGUAAGCACUAAGGAGAACGGUUCCGGACCCACAUCCAUAGACAGGAACGGGAGCCUGGCCUUGUCUGAUGAGUCAGACCCGGCCGAGAGCAUGGAGUCUCUCGUCUGAGAGCCCGGGCCAAGUCACGGAGAGGCACUUAACUUUGUAAAACUUCAAAAGGACUAAGACAGACUUUUUUCGAGGCCUUUUUCGCCAGACUCUUGGUUAAAAAAAGAAAAAAAACAAAUAACCUGAUUACUUUUUUACACUGAUAAAAAGUUUUUUGAUAUUUAUUUUUUGCCAUUUUAUGUCUUAAUGUUAUCCUACUGAACAUUUGCACCUAUGUUUUUAAGUUCACGGCAACUACAACACACUUCUGUCUAGUUUGCACUAUAAAAAAAAAAAUAUCAGUGUUACUGCCUAUAUCAACCUGACUCUACACUAUAGAUUUUCGUGCCCUGAUUUUGGCGUUCCAUUUCAAAGCCACUCUCAACUGCUUAAAAGAAAUAUGAAAAAAAGGAAAAAAAAAAAAGUCUUUUUUAUGCGUACCAUGUGUGCUUGGUGUCCAGAGGGAGACAAAGCUCAUUUCAUAUCCAUACCAUUUUCAAACUUAGAUCCUCCACUAUUCACUGUCUGCACCACAACAAACAAGCAACUCAUUAUAAUUCUGUGACACCAAUAAGCAAUAUGGUAAUUUUUUGCACCCUCUCCCCCACCGAUGUUUAUUUUUUUCUUUUCUUUUCUUUUCUUUUCUUUUCUUUUCUCUAUCUAGUCAGCUAGUCACAUCCACACAUUUUUUAUUCCUCAUGGUGGAAUUAAAACAGCUACUGUGAACUUAUUCUUUUUUUUUAUAUUAUGCUUUUUAAAUAUAUAUGAAUAUAUCGUAUAUCAUUAUAAGUAGUGAUUUUGUAAAUGUUUGCUGUCAUGACCAAUCCUCACUGGUUUCGUCUAGACUUGCUCUAAUGAUUUGCCACACGCACAGUUUGACAGUACAAAGUUCAUGCUCUUCUUACUAGCACCCCCUGCUGGUAUGUUUUCUGUGUUGUUUUAUGCUGCAAGUUGCAAAUCAGGUGGCUAUUAAUGUCUGGUUCAGUUGAAUUAAGAAGUGAUAAUGUCUUGUGAAGCAUAACUUAUACUCUUAUAACUGAGAAAAUUUAGUACUUGUGCUAUGCCCUGUACUCAUUUUUUACAACACAUUUUGGUUUUUUUUCAUUCAUGGAUAAAAUUUUUCCAUUUAUUCCAUUUUCUUAUUUCUUUGAGAGCUAUGUAAUGAAGUCUCUCAGUGCCUUUUGUACAGUCUCACCUCAUACAUUGCUCUGCAGGUGUGUGUGUGAUGCGGUUAUAUGUUGUAGAUGGUGUGGCCUGGUUUUGCUUAACAUUUUCAAGCCUGUACAAGAGGAGAACUAGACUACAUCAAGUCCCAAAUUGUAAAGAUGUGGUUCACACAUUGAACUUUUUUUUUUAGCAUCACUAUUGUUCCCUACAUGAAUAUUCAUUGAAUUUUGUUUGUUUAUGUAACUUAGUAUCACCCUCUCUUCUAGUCACAGGCAGUCUGGAUAAAAUGUCUGACAACAACUGGCUGAAAGAAUGGACACUAUUUUUUUUUCUUACCAAACAGCACAAUGGCCUUUCUGUCAGAGGGUUUUUGGUUUUAUUACCACAAGAAAAGCAGGGGGAAGGGGAGGGGGGAUUUGAUUUGUGAAGUUUUACCAAAGACUUAUACUCAUCAUUGAUUUCAGUGAAGGAAAAUGAGACGUUGGGAGUUUUGUCUGUAUGUCUGUUAAUUCUAUUAUCACCUAAAAGAUCAUGGGACAGUUUUGAAGUGUUAGUCCAAGGUUCCUUUUGAAAGUUGAAAAUGAUGUUCGUCUGCAGGAAUUUGAGCAGAAUAACCUCAGUAGUUAUGCCUAAUACUGCUUAAGUUGCUCCAUAAAAUUUCUCUUGGGGCCAAAGCCACCUAAACUACACGCGCACUUGAUUUUGGACCCGAACUCAACCCUGGAGAUAUUGAGUGCGAUGGUUUUGAUUUGUACGCAGAAGUUUGAAGAGUGAAGCUGAUUUGUAAAGAAGACGCUGUGGACGUGUUUUUUUUUGGUUUUUUUUCCUUAAUGAAGAGUGAGUGAAACCUGAAUUUCAAUCCCUACAUACACAAAAUCAAGACACAAAAUGUGUUUGGGGUUUUUUUUGUUUGUUUGUUUGUUUGUUUUUUGCGUCCUUUGUCUUUUUACACAGAGGCUAGAAAAUAAGUCAAAACUCUCCAACAUUUGGGGUCACGAAUUCCGCUCCUCCCUCCUUUUUGUCUGAUAAGCACUAGCUUUGAUUCCUUGUGUUUCAUUCAGUGAUGUUUCUUUAUUUUAUCGCUCUCUCUUGUUUUCUUGUUUGUUUUUCUCCUUCUUCCUUUUUAUUUUUGGGUCCAAGCAUUAGUCUGAUGUUCAUUUUCACUAUGCUUAUGUGUUGCAAAACCUAGUAUUAUCUCAAUUUAAAAUGUACAUAUAUUUGUCGCUUCUUUAAUCUACCAUUCUUGGAAAACUUUGUAUCUAUGGUAUAUAAUCAUAGAAUUUUAUAUUUUCAUAUAAAGCUAUUUUUUUUUUCUAGGUUAAACUCCCUCGUCGUUGUAGUGGUGAAAAUGUGGAAAAACAACUCUCCUUUCAUUCAACUUGUGAUUGACACCAAUUUCCAAAUCAAAUCCAUGCCUCCCAUUAACCACCCCACCCAUCCCCUCGCAAGGCAGUGAUUAUGAUAUUCUUUUUCUUUUCUUUUCUUUUCUUUUUUUUUUUGAUUAUUGAAAGGAUACUUCUGUUGUCAGUGUGCAAUAGAAUAGCUUUAGUAUGUCACUGAAUAAGUUUGUCCCAUUGACCCCAUUCAGAGCAGGUGGGUGUUGCUUCCUCUUUUGUAGUCUGGAAUAACACAAAAACGAAGGAAAGAUGUUUUGUUUUUGUUGAAAGCUAUAUCAAAGCAUUCUAUUAUAGUGUUAUUUAAUAUGUAAAUUGUAUUGCUAUACAUAAAAUAAAAUAUGGGUUUUGAUGUACUUUAA
This is a messenger RNA of Chanos chanos (milkfish), 7144 nucleotides long. It is a transcript of the gene ptprga, whose product is annotated as protein tyrosine phosphatase receptor type Ga. Lineage: Eukaryota; Metazoa; Chordata; Actinopteri; Gonorynchiformes; Chanidae. Bases 1 to 4242 code for a protein of 1413 amino acids. Gene Ontology annotation, molecular function: protein tyrosine phosphatase activity; protein binding. The transcript has 29 exons. Gene Ontology annotation, biological process: protein dephosphorylation. The record is from RefSeq and is a predicted model, not a curated record.